UUUCCACCCCACACCCCAAGUGGGUAAGGGCGUUGUGUGUAGUAGCGAGGGUGUGUUAUGGAGGAUAUGUUUUUCAUGGAAAAUGAAAUAUAGUAUGCAAAUUGGUGAAAUAAAUAAAUAAAUAAAGUGACAAAUAUAUUUAUGCAUAAUGCGUGCCAUCAAGUUGCGAAGUUAUUCUUAAGAACUGUAUGCAAGCAAAAAUGGAAACGGAAAUAAAAGCGAAAAUUGUUGCUUCUGACAAACAAUGUUUUAGUGAAAAUGCCAUUCACGAGCAGAUACUGCACAUUAAGGACAAGGAAAAUGGUAUCGUGCUGUGUGCUCCUUCUGCUGAAAGUGACUUGUGCCAAGAAAACAGAAAUAAUGCAAAACAUGUGACUAAUUUUCACCAGAAUAAUGUUGAAAGAUGUGACAGUAAUAAUAAAAUUGUUGGCAGUGAAGAGACAUGCAAGAUUGAAAUGUCGCCACCAUCAGAAAUCUGCAGCAUUCCUAUCCCACUUUCAGAAACAGUUAAAUUACAUCCUUCUGACAAGACAAGUACAACAACUGAAAGUCUUAGUCAGAGUGAACAAAGUUUAGAUUUUGAUGCUGUGCGGGAUACUACAGGGGCUCAUAAACUGAAAUCUAGAAAGCAUGUCAAUAUCUGCACAGAGAGCGAGGACCAAGAGGAAGAUGGAAUCAAUAAUUUUGAGACUAUGGCCCUUCGAGGUUCUGAGACAUCAGAAUCUGUAGCGGAUCAUUCAGCAGUGAGCAACAGCACUGAUGGAUGCCUUACAGUUACUGGAACCAUUAAACGUGGCAAGAAGGCAGGUCAGUGCGUGGAUAUUAGACUGAAUAUGUCUCGUGAAGAGCUUGAGCAUCUUGAAGCAAAUAUAACUGCAAAAAAAUCCAGUUCCAGUUCAGCUUCAACUUGGUUAUCAUGUGGUAUUAAGAGUGGUCCCCAUAUAAUGGUAAUAACUGCCCUUAUUUUACCUAUUGUAAGUCUUGUGUCGGGUGCGUAUUCAUUUUACAUUGGGACAAUUACUUGGUACAACAUUUUUACAUAUUAUACUGAAGAAAAGCCUACAUUCUGUAGGGUACUUGUCUCUCCCAUUCUCAUUUUAUUGUAUCCUUUUCUUAUAGUUAUUUUUACUCUUGGUCUUGGCAUUUAUGCAGGUUUUGUUCAGCUGUCAUGGUUUUAUGACAGCUGGUAUAAGGAAAUAACAGAUCUAGAGAAAGGGUUUUAUGGCUGGUUGUGUGCUGUACUGAGGCACGAGGAAUGCUCUCCAUAUGAAGUUGUAAUCUUAACAGACAUUCAGGGAACAGGCAGAGUGGAACCUAUUGAAAGAUCAUCAUCUGGAGAUCUAUCAGGUUAAUGACAGACUUUAUAAUCUUCAAUAUGUUUGACUGUAUAUAAAAAUUUAUCUGGUUUAAAUUACAUCAUGUGAGCUGGAUAUGAAAAGGCAUGCAUGUGAUAAAUGACUACCUUGUACAAAAUGUGUAUGUAAUACUUCAAAAUAGUUUCAGACUGGGGCAAAGGACCUUUUAAAGUAACCAGAAAUUAUGACUGAACACUGCCAGAAACUAAUAUUUGUGGAACAUAAUUAAUUGUACAAAAUGUCAAAACAGUAGGAAAGCAAGCCUGACCCAUCUGGUAUUCAAUAAUGAGCUUCAUGUAUUAAUGUAAAAAUAAGAGUCUGUAUAUGGAUCUUUCAUGUUUAUAUGAUUGCAAGAGAAGUUUUAUGUAGUUUUCUAAAUCCUCAUUUAGAAAAUUACAUAUUAAGGCUGCUGUGCCUCAACUCCAAAAGUCUGCUGUGUCCCAACUCCAAAUAAUAAUAAUAUUUUAGUGAAAAUUAGGUAAUUUCUUUCACUGUGCUACACAAAAUCCAUUUUGCAUUUCGCUAGAAGAAGAAAAUGUCUUGUUUUUUAUGCUGUAGUCACACAAAGAAAGUAGUUAAAACAUAUUAUUACGAUACAUUUCUGUAAUAUUUCUGAAAACUUCCUCUUUGAACACAUAUCAUGUUUUUCUUUCUUAAAUUUUCAUGAUCUUUAUUGUAAUUCUCAUAAGCAAACACAUAUCACAGGAUAUUGUUUAUGGGAUAGCAUUUGUUUUUUAUUUUACCGUUCUUUUAUGAGACUGCUUGUGUCCUGUGUAAUAACUGGUGCUCAGUGACAAAUUUAUAUUCUCUUGACAUAAUACUUUCGAGAAUAUGACUCAAUUGUGUGUGUUACGGUGAGUUCAGCAGAAUAUUAAAUUGUUUGUAAAUAGAAUAUUAAAUUGUUUGUAAAUUGUGUGUAAUUGACACUUCAAAUAUGUAAUGGGAUUGUAAUACACAUUUUCACAUACAGAUAUGCGUAUGCCAUGAGUACUACCAGUUGUGAUGUUACGUAUGCAGUACUUUUUAAAAAAAGGAGGCUUGGGAGGUGAGCAUGCAUUUCAUAGAAUGUAACCAUUAAGCUUUGGAUGGAGCACCAUGGUUUAAAUAACUUUCUAGAGCUGUUAGAUGAUGUGUUUUUCUUAUGCUGAAUGUGAUGCAUUUUGGACAUGAGCUCCAGCAUUUUUACAAACUUGAUGUAAAUAAUUAAGACUUGGUACUGGGUUGAUAUUUUUACCACUAAAUAAAAAUACAAGUGAAACAUCUUCAGAACAAGAUUGCGUGAAAUGUUAAGUAAGAAUGAGACUGAAUAAUUUCAUAAUACAGUUUAUUAAAAAUACUCAUAUUUGUAACAAAAUGCUGAUUUCUAUACUUUCUCUUUUUCAUGUCUGAAUGUUUUAUAACUCAUAUAGUAGCAGAUAUGGCACCAUAUUUUAUAUAUCAGUUCUUUAUAUAAUAAGUGGAAUGAUGUUUUGUAAAUAAACAUUUUGAUAGAUGUUUUUACUGUCAAAUUGAUAAGUGUUGCCAAAAAAUUGUAAUACUUCAAAUCAAAUUUUGUACUUUAUUGAUAAGUCCAAGGCUUAGUCAUUUAUUAAAGCAUAAUUAAUAACCAGUUGGCAUUUUACUUACAUGAACUGAACUGUACUGACAACAAUAAAAUGUAUGAUAG
Schistocerca americana (American grasshopper) is the source of this 3021-nucleotide messenger RNA. RefSeq lists its product as uncharacterized. The transcript has 2 exons. The record is from RefSeq and is a predicted model, not a curated record. Lineage: Eukaryota; Metazoa; Arthropoda; Insecta; Orthoptera; Acrididae. Bases 189 to 1352 code for a protein of 387 amino acids.